AUGGGUGGCUCUGUGGACCCCAAGAACGGACACUACAUCGGCAACUGGGGCGAGUUCGGUUGCCCGACCCCCCAGCGCAUCGCCACCUACUCGCUGUCCCCUAACCGUCAGCGUCCUAUGGCCGGUGCUGGCCACGCUGCUAUCUUCAACGUCUUCCGUCGUUUCCGUCACCAGGUUCUCUACGUUGUUCCCCCCUUCGUUGCCGCAUACGCUGCCAUGAACUGGGCCAUUGAGCGCAACGAGUUCCUGAACUCCAAGCCCGGCCGUCUUCUUGAGGGUGGUAACGAAGAGUAA
Messenger RNA from Penicillium expansum, 294 nucleotides. RefSeq names its product ubiquinol--cytochrome-c reductase subunit 8. The coding region runs from base 1 to 294 and encodes 97 amino acids. The transcript has 4 exons. Gene Ontology annotation, biological process: mitochondrial electron transport, ubiquinol to cytochrome c. The record is from RefSeq and is a predicted model, not a curated record. Lineage: Eukaryota; Fungi; Ascomycota; Eurotiomycetes; Eurotiales; Aspergillaceae.